Molecule: messenger RNA, 1998 nt
Organism: Mangifera indica (mango)
Lineage: Eukaryota; Viridiplantae; Streptophyta; Magnoliopsida; Sapindales; Anacardiaceae
Exons: 3
Coding region: 196-1728 (510 amino acids)
Biological process (GO): transmembrane transport
Cellular component (GO): membrane
Molecular function (GO): transmembrane transporter activity
Source: RefSeq, a predicted model, not a curated record
UUGAGCCAGAGUUGGCCAUUCUUUGAGUCUCCGGCACUUCGCUCGGCAUAACUCUAAGCCAGCCAAUUUUUUUCUUCUACUGUGUCUUAAUGACAAGUCAAACUUCCAACAUUUCCUCCGUUUUUCAGAUCCUGUGUUUUUUUGUUCAUCGUACAUUAAACAGAGGAAUCUCCCUUCAGAAAACAGAGCAGAAAAAUGAAGUCAGAGACUUUAACGUUGAUUCUAGUGAAUCUCGCUGCCAUAAUGGAGAGAGCCGAUGAGUCAUUGUUGCCGGGAGUGUACAAAGAAGUUGGUGCCGCUUUACAUAUAGAUCCCAGUGGCUUGGGCUCACUCACUCUAUUUCGAUCGAUUGUGCAGUCUCUUUGUUACCCUUUGGCUGCUUUCUUAGCUUCAAGACAUAACCGAGCACAUGUUCUUUCUCUUGGGGCUUUCCUCUGGGCUGCAGCUACCUUUCUAGUUGCCAUUUCAAAUACUUUCUUUCAGGUGGCAGUGUCAAGAGGCUUAAAUGGAAUUGGACUUGCCAUUGUCAUACCUGCCAUUCGUUCCCUUGUUGCCGAUUCAACGGAUGAGAGCAAUCGCGGCAUUGCUUUUGGAUGGCUGCAACUAACUGGAUACAUUGGCUCCAUCAUUGGUGGAAUGUUUUCAGUACUAAUAGCUUCAACAUCAUUCAUGGGUAUACCCGGUUGGAGAAUUGCAUUCCAUGUGGUUGCUCUAGUAAGUGUGCUAGUUGGUAUUCUGGUUCAUGUGUUCGCUAAUGAUCCUCGCGAAUUUGAAGCCGAUAGCAAUGCCAAAGAUCGAAAAGGACAUAAGUCUUUCGCAUCAGAUAUGAAGAACCUAACCAAAGAGGCAAAGAUGGUUAUUAAAAUCCCAUCUUUCCAAAUCAUUGUGGCUCAAGGUAUAUCUGGAACAAUUCCAGGCUCAGCUUUAUCAUUUGCUGCAAUGUGGUUAGAGCUCAUUGGUUUCUCCCACAAACUAACUGCAUUCAUCACGACUUUAUUUGUAAUUGGUUGUUCUCUUGGGGGUCUGUUUGGAGGAAAGAUGGGUGAUAUUUUUGCCAAACGAUUUCCGAAUUCUGGGAGGAUAGUUCUGUCACAGAUUAGUUCUGGCUCAGCCAUUCCCAUAGCAGCAAUUUUACUUUUGGCUUUGCCAGAUGAUCCAUCCUCAGCAUUCGUGCAUGGUCUGGUCUUCUUCAUCAUGGGAUUUUUCAUAUCCUGGAAUGCUCCUGCAACAAACAAUCCAAUAUUUGCAGAGAUAGUUCCUGAGAGAUCGCGAACAACUAUCUUUGCGUUGGAUUCAACAUUUGAGGACAUACUAUCAAAUUUUGCUCCUUUUGUGGUUGGGAUUUUGGCUCAGCAUGUUUAUGGUUAUAAACCAAUUCCUGAGGGAGCUUCAGAUUCAGAAGAGAUUGAAACAGACAGGGAGAAUGCUAAAUCUCUUGCCAAGGCACUCUAUACAGCAGUUGGCAUUCCAAUGACAAUUUGUUGCUUCAUCUACUCCUUUCUUUAUUGCACAUACCCUGGAGACCGAGAUCGCGCAAGGAUGGAUGCCUUAAUAGAAUCAGAAAUGCCACACUUGGAAACUGAUUAUGAUUCUCAAUCAACUCAUGUUUCAGAAUCGCAAAUGAUUAAUAAAAAGAAACAAAGAAGAACCAACAUCAAGCUUGAAGGAAAGGAGAGCACUGAUUUUGAUGACAAUGAUGAGAAUUCACUUCUUUCCAAUCAUAUCUAGCAUAGCUGGACUAUCUGAAUGAACCUACAUAACCGAUGGGAAGAUUUCGCAACAUGAUAUUGUUUAACUUCAUUUCUGGUUUAGUUGGACCCAAGCUGUAUAUACAUACCAGGCAUACGAGGAGGUUGCUUGUUUGUUGUAUUUUUCAUCUAGCCAUGAAUUUACCUAAUCAUACAAUUUGUACCCAAGUAUCAGUUGUGCAGAUUUGUUUUCCAGAUUUUGGAUGGUUUCUACCGAUAACUUUAUUACAUAAAUUUUUGCCUUUUUGCA